AAUGGGUGUAACUGACCUUUGGAAAAUAGUUUCAACUCAAAUUGUUACGAAAUCUUUAGAAGAUCUAAGAGGACAAACAGUUGCUGUUGAUUUGAGUCAAUGGAUAAUGGAAUGCGAAAAUUCUGCUUGGAAGCAUACCAUGCAGAAAGCUCAUAUUCGUAACUUAUUUUGUCGAGUUACAAGUCUACUAAAGCACGGCAUCAUACCCAUAUUUGUGCUGGAUGGAGAGACGCCUGACCUGAAGAAAAGAGGUAAAGGAAGACUUGCUGGAACACCUGUCAGAACUGUCAAAGAAUGUUGUAGACUACUUACAUGUAUCGGCUUAGAAAGUCUCCAAAGUCCGGGUGAAGCGGAAGCUACUAUGGCUCAUCUAAAUUCGAAAGAUAUCGUUGACGCUUGUUUAACAGAUGAUAGUGAUUCGUUCCUCUUUGGAGCCAAAAUAGUUUAUACAAAAUUUAGUUCUAUGGAAAGAACUGCCGAUAACGUUUCGGUUUUUAAAUCCUCUUCAAUACAAUCAAGCUUAAAUCUAACUAGGGAGAAACUUGUUGCGUUGGCGUUGUUCGUUGGUUGCGACUUUACAGAUGGUGUUAAAGGAAUUGGUAAGGAAAAAUUUUUAAAAUGGUUAAAGAGUAUAGAUGACAACGAAGAUGUCCUCGAAAGAUUACGUGGAUGGAAAACAGCACCUGAGCCUUCAGUCAUAGGUGAAUUCUUGAAGCUAAAAAAGAAAAGUCACUGUGGAGAGUGCUCUCAUCUAGCUGGCUUUACAGGUUCCACAAAACAACAUUUAAAGAAUGGCUGUGCAGACUGUUUGAAUAAUGUAUGUUCAAAGCUAUGCAAAGAACGGUCAUGUUCUUGUGAUUGGCAUCGACUAAAAGAUUUAACAGAAUCUAUUCUCCUAGAAAGCAAAUUACGUAGCGCAGCAAUAAACCAAUAUCCAGAUUUCCCCGAUGAAAAAGUUAUUGAUAUAUUUCUACGUCCAAAAGUGGUUGAAAAGGCAGAGAAACCAACAUGGAUGAAGCCAAAUUAUAACGCCUUGAAGAACUUUCUUACUGAUCAUCUCGACUGGACAAUAGAAGAAGCAACCAGUAAAAUUUUACCCUUGAUUACUCUAUGGUAUUUACGUAACAAUGAUAAGGAAAGUCUUAAACCCAGUCGAAUUGUUAAGAGUCGGCAACAAUACUUCCAAUCAAAACUGGAAAUUGUGUGGGAAAAAAUCGAAGGAAUUGAUAUUGAGAGUCCUACAACGUUGGAGAGAUUUGAAGACAUAGAAUGUACUUUUCCGGAGUUAGUGGAGCACUUUCUUGCAGCGAAACGGGGAAAGAAGAAUACAAAAAGAGGAAAGAAGAAGGAUGUACUCCAAAGAAAGAUAACGGAUUCUUUUAAAAUUGUAAAAAAUCCUCAUCAUUUCUGUUCGAAAGGGAGAGAGAGUCUUAGGAGAUCUGUGUCUUUAGAAGAUAUUAGGGUAAUUAAAUCCCCAAUAGGUGAACAAUUAACAGAAGAUGUUAUUGAAGAGGAAAAAGAUUCUCAAUCGCAUAUAAAACAAGAAAAAACGCCUUUUCCUGUUAAAUAUGAAUCAGAUGAUUCUUUACCCUCCUUAACAAAGUUUAUAAGAAGAAAAGUUGAUAAGCAUAGAAAGCCGAAACUUGCAGAUAAGGAAAAGCCAAAGUUUAUAAUGUCAUCAUCCGAAAGCAAUUCGGAAGAUGAAAUCUCUGAGAAAAAAUCUUGUACCCAGUUUUCGUUGAAUUUUAGUCUAGAUUCAUCUUUUUAA
Molecule: messenger RNA, 1768 nt
Organism: Dimorphilus gyrociliatus
Lineage: Eukaryota; Metazoa; Annelida; Polychaeta; Dinophilidae
Source: the annotation of a GenBank genome assembly